Pristis pectinata (smalltooth sawfish) is the source of this 2212-nucleotide messenger RNA. RefSeq names its product vacuolar ATPase assembly factor VMA21 (gene vma21). Gene Ontology annotation, cellular component: endoplasmic reticulum membrane. Bases 37 to 348 code for a protein of 103 amino acids. Gene Ontology annotation, biological process: vacuolar proton-transporting V-type ATPase complex assembly. Lineage: Eukaryota; Metazoa; Chordata; Chondrichthyes; Rhinopristiformes; Pristidae. The record is from RefSeq and is a predicted model, not a curated record. The transcript is spliced from 3 exons.
UGAUGUCUGGUUUGGUUGGCAGUACGUCACAACAAAAUGGAGCGGCUGGACAGAACAGUGCUGAACGCAGCUCCGGGUGCCGCCGACUUCAGGGGAAAUGACAGCUCAUUAUUAUCAGUACUGAAGACGCUCCUGUUCUUCACAUUCCUAAUGAUUGCUUUACCAAUUGGGUUGUAUUUUGGAACAAAGUCUUAUGUCUUUGAAGGUACAUUUGGGAUGUCAAAUAGAGACAGCUACUUCUAUGCUGCUAUAGUUGCAGUAGUGGCUGUUCAUAUCGUGCUGGCUUUGUUUGUAUACGUAGCAUGGAAUGAAGGCUCAAAGCAAUGGCGCGAUGGCAAACAGGAUUAAGUGCGGCUUUAUUUGGAUUAACCUUGAGGCUGCUGUCGUUUAAACUAAUUCUGGAAGACCGUUAAAUUGAAGAGGCAGAAUGACUGAGAGGUGUGCCACAGACCCGUUGGAAUUUUGUUUCGGAAUGGAAGCAUUGGUGCAAAGUGAAGAAAAAUGGAAGUUGCAUUAGCCACAGCUAAACUUGACUUUCAAAGGCAAUGUCUGUCUAAUUGUUCCCAUUUCAUGUGAUUACUUCAACAGUUGAGAUUCAAGAUAUGCACUUUCAGUGUACACCAUUUACAUUUUCAGGCAAUGUAACACCUGCAGCUUAAAAGGUAGCUCAUUAAUCUUCAGCACACCAAUGCCACUUUAACACAGAUGCUAACCUGUUUAAAAUUGGAGUAAGGAAUUCUCAUUAGUUCGAAGAACCAAAUAUUAAAACACAAAACUUCAUACUGCACUAUACAUGAAAUGGUGUCUGUUUCCAUAAUAAAUAUUCUGUACAACUGUCUACUUGUAUCUACAUUUAUUGUUACGAUGUAAGUUAUGUUUUCAGUUGCGGAUUCAAAGAAAGUAAUAGUGUUACCAGUAACACAACAGAAGCUACAUCUUUGAGAUAUUGCUAAUAAGGUUUGUUUGUUAAAGUAUUAUGAAAGUCUGCUCAAUGUUCCAGAAUAUUAUUUAUAUAUGAAAUUGUUUUGGAAUUGUAAAGAUCCAAAAAGAUGUUAAGGCUCAUCUUUCUUUUCUAAUCUUUGAUGAUGCCAAGUAGAAAGUCAAAUGUUUCAGAGCAAUUUGCAUUUUCGGGUGAAUUGCUUCUCAAGGAAAACCAUAAUCUUUCAACUGCAACAAAAAUAUUGAAACUGAGGUAUCAUGUUUAUCUUGGUUCCUCAAGAGACAGUAUGGUCCUGCAGAAAGGCUGCACUAGGGCUGCCAUCGUGUGGGGGGGAAAAAAAUUAACCAGUGUGGUCCAGGAUUUUGAUCAUGUCUCCCAACUUUUUUAAAGAACCAAGACCAGAAAUUGCUGUUGAUUUGUCACUGGCACCAAAAUAUUUGCACAAAAUAUUUUAAAAUGGGUUAUUAAAAACCUUGUGUGCCUGCAAUGCUUUUCUCCAAUUCUCAUCUGUGAAGGACUGAACUUCCUUUAAAAUGGAUAAGAUUAAUUUUUGAGGUUCUAUUGUGAGACUUGCAGUUUAAAUGAACAAACCUCAAGACAGUGAACCAUGCCUUACAGCCCAAGAAUGUAAAUAGUUGAGGUGGACAGUGCUUUGAAACAGACCUGUGUAUGGAAUAUGUUGUAGUUUAAAAAAUGUUCCUUUGAUAUUGCAAGAACUCCUCAGCAAAUACCUAGAAUAAAGAAUUAUGCAGGAAAAUUGAAAUUCUGAGCUGCCGCAUUUAGUAAUGGUCCAUGAUUAAUGCUGUUCCACAAGGAGCAAGUUUUCUUGCUUUAACUACCGUGAAGCAAUUAAAUUGUUAACAAAAACAGUCACUAUGUAAUUCGUCAAAAUGGAGUUUUAUUUUGCAUUAGGAAAAAUAUAGCAAAAAUAUUUUGCACAGCCAGAGGCUGAUUGUACUUGUUUUGCUGACAAGUGUAUUUUUUUUAUUUACAUGCAUCAAUACAGAAAUAAAAAGUGAAAUCUGAUUUGCUGUAAUCUUUCCAUUCCCUGCCCCUUUCCCCAGAUGGUGAAAUAAUCUUGUUUGCAGAAUGAUUGAACUUGCUUUGAGUGAAACAUAAAAAAAAUGAACACGUUUAAUGUAAGUUAUGUUACCAAAUAUGAUUGUCAUGUGGAAAUUAUUUGGCAAUUGUACUGCCCUUAAAUGUCUGAAAUUAAAUGGUAUACUUUAGUACUGUAUAAUUGGUCAAAACUGAUAAAACUGAUUGUCUAAA